AAUAUUAAAAUGUACUAACCCUCGAGGAAGUACAAGAAAAAGAAAACAUUUGCUAUCUUUACAUUUAAAAAAUGGGUAAAUUCCCAUCUUUGAUGAUAAUGCUCGCUUCUUCUCUUGUUUUUCUCCUUAAAACCCUCGAAAUUGUUAAUGGCGCCAUGUGUUAUGGAAGCUUAGCCGGCAACAGCAGCUACGCUCAGAAUCGCAAAAAUCUCUUCUCUACUCUUUCUGAUAAAGUCCUUGCUAACGGCGGAUUCUACAACGUUUCACUCGGCCAAUAUCCCAACAGAGUCUACGCUCUUGGCCUCUGUGCAAGAGGCUUCAAGCCAAAAGCUUGUUCCAGUUGUCUCGAAAGAUUGAGCCUGGAAACACAAAGGGAUUGUCCAAACAUCAUGGACUCGUUCGUUUGGGGCGUUGACGAUGAAGAGCUUGUUUCUUGUCUCGUACGUUCCUCAAACCACUCGUUUGGGAACCUCGAGAUUAGUCCUCCUGAUAUAGGUAUAAGUCCAGAUCAUAUCGGGCCAUUGAUAAACAUGACCCUAUUCAUGCUACAAUGGGAAUCAACGGUUAAUAGGACUCUCACGGCUGCCACAAAAGCUAAUGCUUCCUCGGCACAUAAGUACUAUAGUGCCUCAUACGCCGAGUUCACAGCGUUUCCGAAUGUUUACAUGCUGAUGCAAUGCACACCCGACAUAACUUCUCAAGGCUGCAAGCAAUGUUUGGAAGCUUGUUUGAAAUACUUUAGAGAACAGUUUCCGGGAAGAACAGUGGGCAUGGCUACUUUUCCAAGCUGUUUUUUCAGAUGGGAUCUAUUUUCUUUCUAUGGUGCUUUUCUGAAUGUUACAAGAGUUCCUGCACUUCCUCGACCUCAGGAUCAGGAAAAGGGGAGCUCUAUACCAGAUAAGAAAGGAAGAAGCAUGAAUAGAGGAAUUAUCACGAUAAUUGUGGUUCUUACUUUCAUUCAUCUUUUCGUAUUUAUUGGUUUCUACAAAGUCAUAGCUCGGAGGAGAAAAUUAAACAACGGAAAAAAUGGUAAGUGCACCUUUUUUCUUACUUCAGUCAACCUUUCUGAUGACUUAUUUAUUUUCAUUUUAGUUGGUGGUGCAGAAUACUAUGAUUCAGAUGGUCAGUUUAUGUUACGGUAUGAUCUUUGUAUGAUCUUAUCGGCAACGGCUGACUUUUCGCCUAAAAAUAAGCUUGGCCAAGGUGGAUUUGGUACGGUCUAUAAGGGGAAACUACUUAACGGGAAAGAGAUAGCAGUGAAGAGAUUAACGAGAGGUUCAGAAGGAGGUAUAGAGUUUAAGAAUGAGGUUUCACUCUUGACAAGACUCCAACAUAAGAAUCUGGUUAAGCUGCUUGGUUUCUGUAAUGAAGGAGAUGAAAAGAUUCUUGUCUACGAGUUUGUUCCGCAUUCAAGUCUUGACCGCUUUAUCUUCGAUGAGGAAAAGCGUUCUCUUCUUACAUGGGAAGUGAGGUUUAAAAUUAUAGAAGGCAUUGCUCGAGGUCUUGUUUACCUCCAUGAAGAUUCUCAGCUGAUGAUUAUUCACCGAGACUUGAAGGCAAGCAACGUCCUUCUAGAUGCAGAAAUGAACCCAAAAGUUGCAGAUUUUGGGACAGCGAGGCUGUUUGACACCGAUGAGACUCGAGCUGAAACAAAACGAAUAGCUGGAACCCGUGGAUAUAUGGCUCCUGAAUACAUGAAUCACGGGCGAAUCUCAGCUAAAACUGAUGUCUAUAGCUUCGGUGUCGUACUUCUAGAGAUGAUAAGUGGUAAAAGAAAUAAUAGCUUUGAAGGAGAAGGAAUUGCAGCUUUUGCAUGGAAGAGAUGGUCUGAAGGAAGGCCUGAUGUUAUAAUUGAUCCUUUAUUGGUAGAAAAACCGUGUGUCCAGAUCAUUAAGUUGAUACAGACUGGUUUGUUGUGUGUUCAAGAGGAAGCAACAAAGAGACCAACCAUGAGCUCUGUAAUGGUUUGGCUUGGCAGUGAGACCAUCACCAUUCCGUCACCUAAGGGUCCUGCUUUCACAGAGAGUUAUUCUCAAUCUGAAGAUGGUACAAUGUCCAUGAGCAUUGUCUUCACGGAGUUAAGUUCUCGUUGAGUUAUAAGCUGUUAAUCUAUAUGUUACUUUAAGGUGCAACAAAUGUACUACUUGUGUUGAAUUGAAAACAGAUAAAAAAUAUGAAUCUUAUUAUAUAAAAUUAUUAGAUUUUUGAAAGUUGCUAA
Brassica napus (rape) is the source of this 2218-nucleotide messenger RNA. Its product is annotated as putative cysteine-rich receptor-like protein kinase 39. Bases 72 to 2093 code for a protein of 673 amino acids. The transcript is spliced from 6 exons. Gene Ontology annotation, molecular function: ATP binding; protein kinase activity. Gene Ontology annotation, biological process: protein phosphorylation. The record is from RefSeq and is a predicted model, not a curated record. NCBI's taxonomy places the organism in Eukaryota, Viridiplantae, Streptophyta, Magnoliopsida, Brassicales, Brassicaceae.